Penicillium robsamsonii is the source of this 1059-nucleotide messenger RNA. RefSeq names its product alpha/beta hydrolase. The transcript is spliced from 2 exons. The coding region runs from base 1 to 1059 and encodes 352 amino acids. NCBI's taxonomy places the organism in Eukaryota, Fungi, Ascomycota, Eurotiomycetes, Eurotiales, Aspergillaceae. The record is from RefSeq and is a predicted model, not a curated record. Gene Ontology annotation, molecular function: hydrolase activity.
AUGUGUGACUUCUCAAAAUAUGGUAUUCCCAGCGAGGAGUGGCUACGUGUGGAAGCUACUUUGCCAGCCCCGCAAGAGCAGAGCCUUGCUGAGCUGAAGCUAGCCGCCAACGAUGGCAGAGAACUCGUGGCGCGAAAGACGAUGGCAGAGUUUUCAACCCACAUUUCCACGCAGGAUCACUUAAUUCCUGGUCGCGAUGGCUACAACUUGGAGGGGAGAAGUUAUCGUCCAACGUCGGCAUCUCCCACCGAGCUGCUGCCCAUAUACAUGCACUUUCAUGGGGGUGGCUUUAUGUUCGGUACUUUGAGUUCGGAAGAUGCCAUAUGUUCUCGGCUUGCUGUCAACGCACAGGUUGUUGUUGUCAAUGUCAACUACCGCCAUACCCCUGACUAUACGUAUCCAACCGCUUGGAACGAUGCCGAAGACGCCUUUCUUUGGGUCUGUGGGAACAUGACUCUAUUGAAUGGUGAUCCAAACAGAAUCGUGAUCGGUGGAAUAUCGGCUGGCGCGUGGCUCGCCGCUUCCUUGACGCAGGCAGCAUCAAGCUCAAAGCUUCCGGUCUCGCCAACGUCGGCCAUCUGCGGCCAGGUGCUGAUGAUUCCUGCUCUGGUAUACACUAAGUGCUAUGAUUCUCAAUUGCGUCAAAUAAGAGAUCCUAGUGUCUCGUCAUAUUCUCAGAAUGAGAACGCGCCAAUCCUGAGCAUGCGCAGGAAGCAGCUGUUUAAUGGUCUUUUAAAAGUGGAAAAUCCGGAUCCGACUGACAAACGGCUGAAUCCUGGGCUUUUGUCUUCGGAAGAUGCGAAGAAGCUGCCCCCAACGACACUUGGGAUUGCGGGCUAUGACCCCUUAAGAGAUGAAGGGCUGCUAUACGGCAAACUCUUGGCCGAAAAUGGUAUACCAACCAAUGUCAAUGUCUUCAAAGGGGUACCCCAUGGAUUCCGACGGUUCGGUGAGAGACUGUCGGUCUGCAAGCAAUGGGAUCAGAUCAUGGAAGAUGGAAUUCGAUGGGCUUUAGCGAAGCCUUCUACCUCAGGAGACUUUAUCAUUAAGGAACAUUAA